Messenger RNA from Nipponia nippon (crested ibis), 660 nucleotides. NCBI's taxonomy places the organism in Eukaryota, Metazoa, Chordata, Aves, Pelecaniformes, Threskiornithidae. The record is from RefSeq and is a predicted model, not a curated record.
AUGGACGAUAAUGUAUUCCAGAAGGCAGAAUCUGAUCUGGAUUAUAUUCAACGCAGACUGGAGUUUGAAAUAACGAAAGGUCUUCCUGAUGAUCUAGCACCAGAGGAAAAUCCAGUUUCUCUCUUGAAAGAGCUCUCAGUGGUGAAGUCUCGUUAUAAAACGUUAUGUAUGCGGCUGGAAAAAGCUUCCAUAGAGCAGAGAGAAGCCAUGAAGGCCAUCCGUGCUGCUCUAGAGAACACAACGAAGAUGGUUGAGGAAUUACAGCAACAUACUGAUCUUAAGCGCAUACCUCUGUCAGAAGAAGAACAGGCUGCAGCACAGCAGUUAACCUGCCAAACUGUUAAAGAAAUGGAAUUGCUAGCGGAAAAGCCGUUUUGUUCAGGAUCGACAGUCCCUGGCUCAACUGAAGAAUUGCAAUUCAAUUGCAAUUCCCCAUUGACUGGGGAAAUGCUUAUGACUGUACCAAUUAAACUAGCAGACUUGAACGAUUUGUACAGGGAGUUAUUUAACCACUUCAUUGUAAAGAAGAACAGAGCGGCGCUGAGUGUUUCACAGAUGAACAAGAUGAAUAUGAAAGCCACCCAUUCAAGAAUACAAAUCUUGAAAGAACUUGCUAUUGUGGAACUUGACCAACAAGGAAAUGUUACGUUAGUUGUGUAA